AUGAGAUUAAUUUUGUUAACUUUGUCCUUCGUUUUAUCAUUGGUUUUAUCAUUACCAACAACUCCUAAAGCUCCUAGUGAAGAUGAUUUUUAUAUAGCUCCAGAUGACAUAGAAAAUUAUAAACUUGGAGAUAUUAUUAGAUAUAGAAAUACUCCAGCUCAAUUAAGAGGUAUAAUUUUCCCAAUAAAUAUUAAAAACUCAUGGCAAUUACUAAUUCGAUCUGAAGAUUCUUUUGGUAAUCCAAAUGCAUUUGUAUCAACCAUAAUGGAACCUUAUGAUGCUGAUCCAAAUAAAGUUAUUAGUUAUCAAACUUUUGAAGAUAGUACUAAUUUAGAUUGUUCAGCUUCUUAUGGAUUUUUAUAUGGUGCUUCAAUGUCAACAUUUAAUACUCAAAUAGAUAUGACUCUUAUAACAUUGGCUUUACAAAAGGGUUAUUAUGUUGUUUCACCAGAUUAUGAAGGUUUUAAAUCAACAUGGACCGUUGGUAGACAAUCAGGGUAUGCAACUUUGAACUCGAUUCGCGCUACUUUAAAAUCUGGUAACUUAACCGGUAUAAAUUCAGAUGCUAAGGUCGCUAUGUGGGGGUACAGUGGUGGUAGUCUUGCUUCUGGUUGGGCUAAUGUUUUUUUAAAUUCAUACGCCCCAGAAAUUGAAGAUAAGGUAAUUGGCACUGCAUUAGGUGGAUUUUUCACAAACGUUACAGCUAUGUUCGAAGUCGUUGAUGGUGGAAUAGCCGCUGGUUUAACUCCUAUUGCAUUAACGGGUUUAACUAAUGAAUAUCCAAAUAUAACUGAUUUAUUAUAUCAAAAUGUUGGACCAAAUCAAAGAGUAAAUAUAGAAGAUGCAAAAAAUCAUUGUUUAAUAGGAUCACUUAUAAAAUAUUUUGAUGCUAAUAUAUUCUCUGGUAAUAAUCCUUCAAUACCAGGGGGGUUUGAAGUGUUGAAGAUACCAGCUAUUAAUCAAGUAAUUCAGGAAAAUUGUUUAUUAAAUUUAGAUGUAUCAAAAUAUAAACCAACAACUCCAGUAUUUAUAUAUCAAGGUACACUAGAUCAAAUUCUUCCCAUAAAAGAUUCUAAAAAGGCAUAUCAACAAUGGUGUGACGCUGGCGUUUCAUCAGUUGAAUUUGCUGAAGAUUUAUUAAAUGGUCAUAUUACAGAAUAUCUUGUUGGAGCCCCAGCUGCUUGGACAUGGAUAGAAAAUAGAUUUGCUGGUAUUCCACCUGUAAAAGGCUGUUCACAUACUGUAAGAGCUGAAAAUUUGUUUUACCCAAAUGUUUCGAAAGCUACUUAUGAUUAUUUUGAGGGGUUAAUUGAUGCUUUUUCAUUUGCUAAAAUUGGGUAUCAAGGAUUAUCAUCUGAUAAUGUCUCAAAUUCUGAUUUUCAAGAUUUUUUGACUAGCAUAGAAAAUUAUUUUAACUAA
Molecule: messenger RNA, 1419 nt
Organism: Lodderomyces jiufengensis
Lineage: Eukaryota; Fungi; Ascomycota; Pichiomycetes; Serinales; Debaryomycetaceae
Product: lipase family protein
Exons: 1
Coding region: 1-1419 (472 amino acids)
Biological process (GO): lipid catabolic process
Molecular function (GO): triacylglycerol lipase activity
Source: RefSeq, a predicted model, not a curated record